GUUGAAGCGGAUGGCGGAGCUCGCAUUCGCAGUUGGCGAAUCUGACACUGCCUCCCUCAAUGCGUGCUGCUUGUGCGAGACGGAUCUGUCAGACUCAGAGGAGACAGCCCGCGAGUGCGCUCUGUGCUUGCUCACGUUCCACGACUCCUGUGGCCAGCUGCUCUCCACGCAGAUCAGUGGAACGCUGGACGGGAGGCGCCCCCCGGACGCUGACAACUGGUUCUGCGACUGGAUGAACGUCG
Prorocentrum cordatum is the source of this 242-nucleotide messenger RNA. NCBI's taxonomy places the organism in Eukaryota, Dinophyceae, Prorocentrales, Prorocentraceae. The record is from the annotation of a GenBank genome assembly.